This is a messenger RNA of Nycticebus coucang (slow loris), 777 nucleotides long. It is a transcript of the gene POLR3K, whose product is annotated as RNA polymerase III subunit K. Gene Ontology annotation, molecular function: DNA-directed RNA polymerase activity; nucleic acid binding; zinc ion binding. The transcript has 3 exons. Gene Ontology annotation, cellular component: RNA polymerase III complex. Bases 50 to 376 code for a protein of 108 amino acids. Lineage: Eukaryota; Metazoa; Chordata; Mammalia; Primates; Lorisidae. The record is from RefSeq and is a predicted model, not a curated record. Gene Ontology annotation, biological process: DNA-templated transcription; termination of RNA polymerase III transcription.
GGCCCCGGAAUCCUCCCAGAGCGGAAUCCUGAGGGGUGUAGAGGCUACGAUGCUGCUGUUCUGCCCGGGCUGCGGGAAUGGGCUGAUCGUGGAGGAGGGACAGCGUUGCUACCGCUUCGCCUGCAACACCUGCCCCUACGUGCACAACAUCACCCGCAAGGUGACAAAUCGAAAGUAUCCAAAGCUGAAAGAAGUGGAUGAUGUACUUGGAGGAGCAGCUGCCUGGGAGAAUGUUGACUCUACUGCAGAGCCGUGUCCCAAAUGUGAACAUCCUCGUGCUUACUUCAUGCAGCUUCAGACCCGCUCUGCAGACGAGCCAAUGACCACCUUUUACAAGUGCUGCAAUGCUCAGUGUGGACACCGCUGGAGGGACUAGGGCCAGGGUGGCCCGGCUGCCUGAGGGUCUGCUUAACCUGUCCCUCAGUGUGCAUUCUCAGCUGGGAGUAUGAAUUUUGUGUCCUGAGGGUCUUCACUGGUCUGACAGAAAACUAACCCUUUUCAGUGUCAAGAAAAGUAGCCUAUUUGCCCAUCAGAAUGAAUGGAUGAAGUUAUUAACGUCCAGGGAGUUUUUGUGUGUGGAGGAGACUGAUAACUAAGUAUUCUCUGUUUAAGGUCCUGUUUAGUCAUCUUUUACAUUUAUUGGGCAGUUGACAUUCCCUUACCACCAACUGAUGCUGUUAAAUAUUUAUAAUGUUUGUACAACUUAGUACGUUAAAUGUCUCUAAAUAUUUAAUUGUUAAUUAUAAACUUAAUCAGGAUUUAUUCUGAUUAUUCAUU